UUUCAGGUUCAUAUUUGUAGUUUGUGUUUCUACUGGGACGUGUUUACAUGCUUUAACGUUCAAAAAGUGUUCUAUUCUUCUCAUACUGCCUGUUGUGUGAAGAUAAACGAAGGUAAAAGACAAUACAGGACAGAUACAGAUAAGAUAAAGGACAACAAUUAGAUGAGUAGACUACAUAUCCAUGGUAAACUAAAUAAGCAGAAAAGCAAGUGCACAUGAAAUGGUAAACCCUUACUGACUGUACUGUUUGAAAACCUCUUCAACCUGUUGGCCCCAUAGCCCCCCCCCCGCUCAACAGGUUUUUACCGUUGAAACUGCCUGUUGACGUGCCCCCCUGUAAGUGCUUCCUCUCUCCUCUGUGGCUCGGGUAAUAAGUAGCUUAUUGGCUCUGCGGUAACAGCAGAGAGAGGAGGGCAUGAUCCGCAGUAAAGACGCACUCUCUCACACUUACGAGCACAACGCGCUGCUAUCGGGACACACAGAUCAGGAUUUCCUCCGUGUAUACCACCGUUGUGUUUGAAUGAGCUGCGUUUUUGUCUACAGCUUUUCAUUUGAUUAGGAUACCCAGGCCCUUACAACAACCCACCCUACCCCAUGGCUCAGUACGGCGACAAAUCGGUAGCCCCUUAUCCCGCUCCUCAUGGGGGGUACGGAGACCCCCAUCAAGCCCCUCCACCAGGCUUCAACCCGGGCUACAACCAAGGCCCGCCUCCUGUCAUGUAUCAGCCUGUCCCUGUCCCGGAGUACGGUGCCCCCCCCGGAGCCAUCGCCCCCGCCAUGGCAGCUGCGGCCCCUGUCGGCGUGCCCCCGGGGCUCGAAUACCUCACACAGAUUGACCAGAUCCUGAUCCAUCAAAAAGUGGAACUCCUAGAAGCAUUCAUCGGGUUUGAGACCAACAACCAGUACGAGAUAAAGAACAGUUUGGGCCAGAAGAUCUACAACGCCAAAGAGAAGAACGACUGCUGCACCAGGAACUGCUGCGGCUCGCUGCGCAGCUUCGACAUGAAGAUAAAGGACACCAUGGACCGGGAGGUGAUCCGCAUCAUACGGCCUUUCCGCUGCGUCUCCUGCUGGUUUCCCUGCUGCCUGCAAGAGAUGGAGGUCCAGGCACCGCCGGGCACCACCAUAGGCUACGUCAAACAGGACUGGCACCCCUGCCUGCCCAAGUUCUCCAUCCAGGGACCUAACAAGGAGACCUUGCUGAAGCUGGACGGGCCCUGCUUCGCCUGCAACUGCUGUGGGGACGUCAACUUUGAGCUGAAGGGUAAAGAUAGUGACCAGCCGGUUGGUCGCAUCAGUAAGCAGUGGAGCGGCCUUCUGAAGGAAGUCUUCACGGACACGGACAACUUUGGCAUCCAGUUCCCGCUGGACAUGGACGUGAAGUUGAAAGCUGUUCUCAUGGGCGCCUGCUUCCUCAUUGAUUUCAUGUUCUUCGAGAAGGUCGGGGAGGCCAACCAGCGCAGCUCUGUGUUCUCAUAACAGAGGAAAAAGGAAGGGGAGAGCAAUUGCCAGUUACGCAUUCACAGUUCAUCUGCUUUAAUGUAGAUGUAUUUCUUUUUUUAAAUCAUUCCCUCCAUCAAACGGUGCCAAUCUGGCCAUCAUUUUACACACACACACACACACACACACACACACUCCAGAUGCCUGCCAGGGAUUGUUUUUUAAAUAUUUCCUGACUCAAUGAUACUGCGCCAUGUUGCUCAUGUUCUUUACACUCCAUACAGUGUGUAGUUUGACCAUUUUGAAUGAAUGAACGUACCUCCAGCUGAGAUAUUAUCUCUGCCAAAAAACAGUCAACCUAACCCCUCAAGUGCCUUCAUAUACAAACUAAAAUAGUGGAUGUCAACAUGUGUUUAGAUGUGCUUUAUGCUACACUGGCAUUAACAUUUCAUAUGUAUGCCUUAUGCUUAUCAUUCCACUUUACUAUUUUGUAUGAAAACAAGCAAUAGAUUUAUGUAAGUGCAAUACCGUUGUGGUUGUAUACGCUGUAUUCAUUGCCUUUUAUAUUUAGCUAUGCUAUCUGCUAUUUUGUGUGUAAUGCUAAUUAGCAAAUAAUAGCAUGGAAACGAGCUAACUAAAAAAGUGAACAUGGUAAACAUUAUACUUGCUGUAUCUGUUAGCAUUGUGAGCAUGUUAGCUUUAGCUCAAAGCACUGAUGGGCCUUAGUCAUUUUACAAGUUAACAAAAGCUUAAUAUAAAACGUAAUCAUUAGCAAGAAUAUAUGCUCAUUAUUCAGCGUGUAUCGGGAAGUGGGGGUUAUGUUAGCAGAAGGAUGGGAGCAUGUUUUAUUAUUGACAGUAUUUACCAAAGUGCUCUUUCUUUCUCUCCAAGUGAACAUAAUAACAUUGUAGCAUAGCCUACAGUGUCAAUGCUCUAAUGCUCCCUCUGUGGUUAGCUGGUUGCCUUGGAGACGGAAACCACAGCCAGACCUUGCCCUCCUAUUCUCCAGAUGUCACGGCCUUGAACUGAAAUGUGUAGGUUAAGCAGGGAUAUCUUGAGAAAGGAGUAAACUAAAGUAAAUAAAAGGCAUAAACUGAGGUUAGUGAAUAUUAUGUUGACUACACAGUGGUUGGAAAACCCUGGUCAUUGGCAGGUUUAAGGAAACACGUCGGGUUUCCGUAGUUUUGCAGGUUAAUGUUUUGGAAAUGGCUGUUGAAUGCAAAGCUCAGUAUGUAAUUGUUCUUGUGAGAUAACGGGUGUGCCUCCAGUGAGGCUUGUUGCCACUAGUGCGCUCAUGUAUGUACUGUGUUUUAUAUACGUGUGUGAUACCCUCAGCCUUUGAGCUUGCUGACCUUUGAUAAGGAAAGAAAAAGGAGCCGAAGGAUGUACAGUACCUUCACUGCGAUUACUUCUUCUUUGUGUGAUGUUUAAAUUGCUUCUUCUUUGGCAUCAGUUUCCUGUUUCUAUCAUAAUUCUAUACAAUUUAUUUUGUCCAUAUAAUUUUUCUACAGAUCAAAAGUACCCUGUCCUUUACAAAUAAAUUAUAAGCCAUUGAA
Molecule: messenger RNA, 2996 nt
Organism: Gymnodraco acuticeps
Lineage: Eukaryota; Metazoa; Chordata; Actinopteri; Perciformes; Bathydraconidae
Product: phospholipid scramblase 1-like
Exons: 8
Coding region: 595-1479 (294 amino acids)
Biological process (GO): plasma membrane phospholipid scrambling
Cellular component (GO): plasma membrane
Molecular function (GO): phospholipid scramblase activity
Source: RefSeq, a predicted model, not a curated record